Molecule: messenger RNA, 1551 nt
Organism: Emys orbicularis (European pond turtle)
Lineage: Eukaryota; Metazoa; Chordata; Testudines; Emydidae
Gene: SPATA18
Product: spermatogenesis associated 18
Exons: 13
Coding region: 1-1551 (516 amino acids)
Biological process (GO): mitochondrial protein catabolic process; mitophagy by internal vacuole formation
Cellular component (GO): mitochondrial outer membrane
Source: RefSeq, a predicted model, not a curated record
AUGGCCGACAGCUUGCGGAGAUUAAUCAACAACGAGAGCUGCAGGAUUUUGCAGGAGAAGCUGGAGAACUGGUAUAAAGAUUACCACAUUAACUCAUGUGAUCAGAAUCUGAACCAAUGUUGUGAAAUCGUAGAAAUGAACUCCAUGAUUCAGGGGCAACUCUUCACAAUCCUCAAUCAAACCGCUCGAGAAGGUGGGCAUUAUGCAGGUGUAGAGACAAUAAAAUCUCGUCUCCUGCCAUGGCUGGGGACAUGUUUUUCCAGUACUACUUCGGGAAGGCCCUUUGAAACCAGUCUUUCUCUCAUUCAGGAGUCAAUUGAGAAAGAAAGGCAGCUGAGGGAAUUUGCCAGCACUCGGAACCAUGAACUACAACAGUUGGAGAAAGAACUGAACUCAACUCGUUUACAACUCACCUUAGUGCAACAAGAUCUGGCAGAAGCCCAGAUGGCUCUUGAAGACACAAAGACCAAAUCAGCCACUACCCUUUUGGCAGCAGAGGAUGAAAUUGUUCAUCUAAAAGCAGCUCUGAAGGCUUCCCAAGCACAGGAAGAGAGCGCUUUGAGGAAUCUGGAUCGUCUGAAUGAUUAUGAGCAACAGGUUCAAAUACUAAAGGAUGAGAUUGCCAUCCUGGGUGCCCAAAAAUCUGUUCUUCACAGCAGACUUGCACGGAGUCGCUCUCCUUCUCCAAGGCCCUGCCGAAGUAGAUCAUCUAGUCCUCUUCCACUCAGGAGCUGCUCACCUGGCCGGGCCAGGCUUACGAAUGCUGCACGUCAUGCCCACCUGGUGGCUCGCUUUAGUGAGAUUUAUACUCAAGAACGCUUGGAUGCACAGAACCUUCUGAGGACUUAUAUCGAUGAUCUGGAGAUAGUGCAGAGGAUAAUAUAUGUUGCAGCUGUGGAGUCUUUCCAUGCAGCGAAGAUGGCCUUCAGACAAUUCAAAAUGCGUGUGAGAAAGACUCUGUCUCUAACUUACUCAGGGCCUGAAUCACUUGAAGACACUGUCCUGGAUUAUAUAGUUCGCCAUGAGGAUCUAUAUGAUGUUCAAGCCAGUGUCAACGAAGUAAUUCGUGCCAUGAAUAUCAAUCCUAAAAUUUCAUUCCCACCAGAAGUUGACUUCAUCAUGAUCAGCAGUUUGAUUCGGGAGUUGUGCCGUGUAGCUUUUUCAAUGCAGACCUUGGUUCCUCCCCUCGAUAUUGCAUUUGGUGCAGAUGGAGAACUUUUUAAUGAGAGCAAAUACCGUCGCAGCUAUGACUCUGAUUUUACGGCUCCCUUGGUGGUCUAUCAUGUGUGGCCUGCUCUGAUGGAAAAUGAUUCUAUUAUUGUGAAGGGAGAGGCAGUCUCAAAGAGAGGUGCUCUGUGGUCUCGCAGGAGCAGGAGUAAAAGCAGAAGCAGAAGCCGCAGCAUGAGCCCUAUUCUGUCUCAUUCUGCAAGCCCCAGCCGCACCUUGUUACCUCGAAGUCGCAGCCCUUCCCCAAUAAGGAGCGGAAGCCCAAGGCCAGCCUUAAAUACAAGCAACACAAGUGACUGCUUGGGGCCUUGUGCUUUUACAUAG